Messenger RNA from Closterium sp. NIES-67, 3197 nucleotides. The record is from the annotation of a GenBank genome assembly. Lineage: Eukaryota; Viridiplantae; Streptophyta; Zygnematophyceae; Desmidiales; Closteriaceae.
GUGCUUUGCGUCCUGUAUAUCAUCUCUUCGGUGACGCCUUUUCCGACAAUCCCGAUUUGUUUUUGCCUCAUCUGUCGACGCCCGUUCCAGCCCUCGGCUCACGACUUCCACAUCCUCUCUCUCCUCCAUCACCUUCCUUUCCGACAAGCUAAUUCGUCACCUUGCACCCUCCAUUUCACGCUCGUUGCUGCGCAGCUGUUUUCGUCGUCCUUUUCCCACUGCAUUUCCUGUCUUUCUGCGGAAUACCUACGUAACGUCCCUUUUGUACUUUGAACGGCGAAGCCCUCCUGGUCUUCUCCACAGUACAAGAAAACAGUUCUCGUGCGCGUUUUAUAAAAACCGCCUUUGCUACUGCUCAUUUGAUCGCCACUCGUUUUUUCACGGCUCUCCCGCCGUGCCUACACCUCUUCGUGAAGAACUUCGAGGACAAACAACCGACCAAAACCUGAGCCUAUUUUCGCGACCUCGUGAUUGUGGGGAACAAACGGCGGCCGCUAUCCAAAUCUCCCAAGUCCGAGCUCGUGCUUGUACCAGAGUAUUCCCGCUCUGAUCUGUGGCUCUGCCUCCAUACUUCGGUUUCUCUUCUCCGUUGAAGGACGUGCAACUCUUUGAUUGACUCCAAGCCUCUCUGCUUCACAACAAGCUCACUCACCGCUGUCGUCGAGACGUCGCGUGCGUCAUUUCGUGUUCGUCAGUCGAUCCCGACGACUCUCUUUUCCGAGUCUACUCACCAUGGAUCAUCAAGCUGCGCAGAACCUGCCGAAGCUCACUCUUCAGUAUCAAUGGUCGUCGUCGCUUCAUGCGCAGAUGAAAUAUUCCCAGAUCUCUCAACCUACGGACCUACCCCCAUUGAAGUCGUCGUCGUCGUCUGCGUUGGGCACGACGUUCGCUACCGAUGGUUGCGACGCUCCGACGUCGCAAGGCGACGACGCGAUGGACGCGGGAAUGAUCUUUCUUGGCGGUCAUCGCACGCGCCCGAAUUGGUCGCCUCAGGAGGACCUGAUUCUGCUCCAGCACGUUGCUCGCCAUGGCACACGCAACUGGGGCUCGCUCCAGGCUAGUGGCGCACUGCCGCUCCGCGACCAGAAGGCCUGCUGCAACCGCUUCAUCCUCCUCAAGAAGCGGUGCAUUAAGGACAAGCGGAGCCUCUCGCAUCUGCUGCACCGGGCCAAGGAGUCCGUCGUCGCACCCGAGCCUAGCAAUCAGGACAAUCAGAUCGCGGCGAGCUCCUCCGCAACUCCUGCCUUCUCGAGCCAACUGCAGCUUCCGGCUGUAAGCGGCAGCGGCCUCGGCCUCAACAGCCACUCGCGGUUCUCCUUCAAGAGCGGAAGUCCCACCAGCACUUCCGCCAUCGCUGCCGCGGCCGCGGCCUUCAAUGCUCCUUCUGCUAUCGCAUCCCCGACCGUUCUCGGAAGUCCUGUUUCCCUGAUCCAGCAGCAGCAGCAGUUGCAUCAGGCACUUGCUGACUACCCUUACUCCGUUCAGUCCGGUCUUAAUGCUUCGAACAUGGCUAUGGGAAGUGGGAAUUUCUCAGGAGUUCCGCUACUCCAGAUGCCGUCACUCAAUUCGUCGACGCCUCUCAGCAUGUCCACGCAGCUUGCAAACCUCAAGUCCCGCUUGGCUCUCCAGCCCGGCUCGCUCCUCGCUCAAGCCCUCCGCCUCACUCAGCAGCCGGACUUCGCAUCAGUCGCCCAUCUCCCCCUCCUCGCCAACGUGCGGAAACUCGCCAAGUCGCCGUCCUCGUCUUCUCUCACCGCAGCAGCAUCCGCUCCAGCUGCUGUCGGCUCCCCGCCUCACUCCUCUGCUCCCUCCGGCUGUACCUCUUCGUCAGGCAACGCCGCAACAUUUUCUGCUGCUGGCGCUGCUGCCAGCGAGCCAAUGUACGCACGGCGGUCCUCUCUUUCCUCGACUGGCGCCUGCGUGUCGCCGCUGGGUAAAUCUGAUGCUGCUGAUGGAGCGUAUGGCAGUGGCCGCCUUGCUUCAGUCGCGCGCAUGCCCUCCUUCGACGUCAGCUCAGUCUGCACUGGGUCUCCUGCUGCCCCUGCUGCCGGUACCGCCGCUGGUGCUUUAGCUGAUUCUGUUGUGCCUUCCACUGCUCUUCCCGUGGGGACUGCUGUGAGUGGCCGCGCGUUCGCAGGCGGAGGUGGCGGAGUGGAGGGUGGUGGGGAUAGAGCAGGUGCUGCGGGCAUCUGUGCAGGUGACGCUUUUGCUGCUAUCCCCACCUCGUCCUUCACCGCUCUUCUCAACUCCUCCUCUUCCUCCAAUCAUCACCUGGCUUCCAUGGUAGCAGCAGCGCCGGGUGCUGCAGCCGCCGCUGCUGCUCCAGCUCCCUCAACCCACACCUGGAGGCCGCAGGGCAAUGCCAGAUGUCUUCAGCAAGCGUCGCUUCAAAAGAUGCAGGUCCAGCAGGAACAGGUGGCAUACCAGUUCCAGCAGCAGGCUCUGAUCCAGUUGCAGCAGCAGCAGCAGCAGCAGCAAUCUUUUCAUGAGAAUCAGCCUGAGAUGACACAGCAGCAGCAGGAGGUUCAGCAGGAGCAGGGACUGCAGCAAGUGACUUUCCAGCGACCUGACGUGAUGCUCGAGGCGUUCUCCUCAGCUCGAACCACCAGCCACGACAGGCAAACGGCCAAUCAUAACUCGAUCGACUGUCAGAAUCAGCCUCAGCAGACACUUGACGCGUUUGUCUCAAGCGGGUCACUUGAGGCUGUGGUUUCCGGCAAUGGCCGUAUUUCCGAGUUUCCUUUGACCGCCUUCGACGAUCAGAAGCCCCUGGCAGCUGCUGAGUUCCAGAGUGACCCGUCGAUGCUCUCGUCUCUCUCCAACAAUGGCAUGUUUGUGGAUAUGCCAGCGAGCUUCUUGGAGUCAGAAAUGCUCCAAGCGAUUCAGGAUGAGAUGGAGAUGCUCAGCUCAAUUGUGAAUGCUUGAGGGAUUUCCUGUUACCGGUACUGAUAGUGAUGUGUGGUUUUUCCCACGAGUCAUGUCGUGUGCUUCUGCUGGCCACGAGUACUCAUUUGCCUUUUUUCCACCAUCUUCAAGGUGGUUGGUUGCGACUGUUGGUAGGCUCUUGGGUUGUUGCGUUGCAAGUUGCCCUCUUUUUGAGUGCGUGUUGCUCCAGUUAUAUGAGGGGCUCCUUUCGCAUGUAUGUCAUUUCUGUAGUCUUCCUAUAAAGAAUCUUCCAAGAAAAGGAGCAAUCCUUG